AUGAGUUCUCCGGUGAUAAAUCAAGACAUGGUCCAAGAAGUUCUUUCUUAUCUACAGGCGUCUGUAAUCAGAAAAUUCAGGGUCAUGAAUAAAGAGUGCAACAAGAGAAGCUACGAGUCAUGGUUUCUCGAUCUUAAUCUCCACAGAACAAAUUCUGUUUCCGGAUACUUCCUACAACGCUACAAAGAAGGAGGCGAUAAACUUCGAACUAGUUUUAUCCAAGAGAGGAGCGAUGUACGAAACAACGGAGUCUCUAUCGAUUUCCUGCCACAGGGAAAGGUGAAUAUAGAAGCUUGUGAUGCAAGUAAUGGGAUAUUGCUUUGUGUUAAUGACACAGGACUAAUACCGGAAUACAUAGUCUGCAAACCAACCACAAAACAGUAUCAGAUCAUACCGAACCCAAAAGUGCCGGGUCGUGACAAGUCAUUGGGUAUAACGGUAGUCGGGUUGGACCCUUUCCGGUAUAAAAUAUGUAGGCUUUCGAAGUCGCCCGGUAUGAACCGGAACCUCAGAACCUUCGCGUGCGAAGUUUUCGAUUCCGACUUGUUCACGUGGAAGAGACUAAAAAACUUGCGUCUACCAAGAACAGACGGUCUCAUUCUUUCAAAACCGGUACAAGCUUCUGGCUUCUUGCACUGGAGAUCCCGGAACAACAAUGUGAUCCGGUUCUGUCUUAAAACCGAAGCUUGGUCUUUCUUACAUACUCCAAACUUUGGUGUAUUCCCAAAACUGGUCAGAUACGAAGGGAAGCUAGGUGUUAUUCGUGAGUGGACAAACAAAGAUCAAGAAGAUGUUCACGGGUUAUGGGUUUUGAAGAGCAGUUUUGGAAAGAAAUGGGAAAAAGUGAAAGAUAUUAAAAGCAUUUGGGGGAAGGAUGACAUUCUCUGGACACCAAGCAACGACGCCGUAACACUUUGUAGCUGGGAACGUGUUUGCUUCUACAACAUAAACACUGAGAAGUUGGAUAUUCUUCAUGCAAUCAAGGAAUUUGCCAGUUACGGUUGUUUCCCGUUUUGUUCUGAUUACGAGAGAGUUGAUCUGGAAGAAGGAAGAAACUUGAAGGGUGUGAUUGUGAAAGCAGCCAAAUUUGUUUAG
Capsella rubella is the source of this 1095-nucleotide messenger RNA. RefSeq names its product putative F-box protein At4g38870. Bases 1 to 1095 code for a protein of 364 amino acids. NCBI's taxonomy places the organism in Eukaryota, Viridiplantae, Streptophyta, Magnoliopsida, Brassicales, Brassicaceae. The record is from RefSeq and is a predicted model, not a curated record. The transcript has a single exon.